GCAACUGAAUUGCGACUCCUGUUGAUUCGGAUACCGUCCAGCGACAGACGGACCCGCUCAAGAUAACUCGCAGUCCACGACAGUCAUCAGUGGCCACUGCCACUGCCACUUCCUCUCACCAUUCCUACACACCAUCGACGCCUCGUUGGAGCUCAGAAGCUUGCAGAGCAGAGCACGGUCGAAGACGAAGGUGCCAGUGAGCUCUCGACCUCGAACCUGCUGAAGAACUUCUGCAAGUCUAGACUCGAAUUCCGUCGCGUAUCUCGUGCAGGGUACAUCAGCUUGGUGAGAGCAGCGAAUCUAUGGCUCAGGUGGCGGUGGUUCACGCUGCUGCGUCUGCUGCUGCUGUUGCUGUGUCGUGUACCUCGUGCGUGCAAAGUAGGAAAUUGAAUUCUUCCGUCGCCACCAUUUCUGGGCGGAGCGCACCGAGGUUGGAUUUCUGUAGGAACGGGAGAGUGAGGACCGGGAGCAGAUUAGUGGUAAGAGCUGUGAACACGCAGGAGAAGGAAGAGAAGGAAAAGGAGAAGGAGAAGAAGGUUCCGGAUGUAGAGAACACAACUCGAAAGUGGGGCCUGGAAGCUGGGCUAUGGCAGAUUUUCACGUCCAAGGAGGAGGGCGAGGAAGGUAAAGAGAAAAAGAAAAAUCAGGCUAAAGAGCUGCUUACUCGAUACGGGGGGGCUUACCUGGCGACCUCCAUAUCCCUCUCUUUGGUGUCUUUCUCUCUCUGCUACGUUCUGGUCAACUCCGGUGUCGAUGUGCCCAGCUUGUUAGAGAAGGUUGGGAUUCAUACGAAUGAGACGGGCGAGAAAGUGGGAACAUUCGCUCUUGCUUAUGCAGCACACAAGGCCGCCUCCCCAAUUCGGUUCCCUCCAACCGUGGCUCUUACGCCUAUCGUUGCUGGUUGGUUUGGAAAGAAGCCAGCUGGAGACGAUGAUCGAAAGGCGUAGAAUGUAAUUUAGGUUUUUUCCCAGGAAUGAGCAGAUGUCAGGGAGGAAGUGGUCGGUGGUGGAUUCAUCGACCAAACAGGGCAGUGGAGAAGCAGGGAGACAGGGCGAGGACAAUCUUAAUGCCAAAUCGUGUUAAUAUAGCUCUAACUUUGCUAUGAGAACAAUCACAUAGACAUUGCUUAUUCGUGUCAUUACCCCUAAAAAACCGAUCACAUGACUUGUAUAACAUAGUUCCUUAGAAUUGGCGGAGAAGAAAGCAGGGGAAGCUGCAUUCAGACGUACAGAUGGCGUCAUUUACAUAACCAUGUAAUGGGCCGCAGGAAUCCAAUCACUUCAAGUGUUCAAAGACAUUUUGAUUUCCAUGCUUUUCGUCUCUGACUCGACAUAGCAGUGUCAUGGACUCGAGCUUUGUACUAUCACGGUGGUAUCAAUGUAUCUGUAUUUUAAGUAUAA
This is a messenger RNA of Marchantia polymorpha subsp. ruderalis, 1400 nucleotides long. The record is from the annotation of a GenBank genome assembly. Lineage: Eukaryota; Viridiplantae; Streptophyta; Marchantiopsida; Marchantiales; Marchantiaceae.